Molecule: messenger RNA, 3968 nt
Organism: Cynocephalus volans (Philippine flying lemur)
Lineage: Eukaryota; Metazoa; Chordata; Mammalia; Dermoptera; Cynocephalidae
Gene: CRPPA
Product: CDP-L-ribitol pyrophosphorylase A
Exons: 10
Coding region: 1-1314 (437 amino acids)
Biological process (GO): protein O-linked glycosylation via mannose; isoprenoid biosynthetic process
Cellular component (GO): cytosol
Molecular function (GO): D-ribitol-5-phosphate cytidylyltransferase activity
Source: RefSeq, a predicted model, not a curated record
AUGGAGCCCGGGCCGGCCGAGCCUGGGCCUUGCCUGAGCGGCCCGAGCGGCGCGGACCAGGCGGCCGGAGCCGAGCCCGGGCGCCGCGCGCUGGCUGUGGCGGCCGUGCUGCCGGCAGGGGGGUGCGGGGAGAGGAUGGGCGUCCCCACCCCGAAGCAGUUCUGCCCCAUCCUGGAGAGGCCGCUCAUCAGCUACACCCUGCAGGCCCUGGAGAGAGUAUGUUGGAUAAAGGACAUUGUGGUGGUGGUAACUGGAGGAAACAUGGAAGCCAUGAAAAAUAUUAUUGAGAAGUACCAGCAUAAACACAUCUCACUAGUAGAAGCUGGAGUGACCCGCCACAGGUCAAUUUUCAAUGGACUAAAAGCACUGGCGGGGGAUCAGCCUGACUCUGCACUCUGUAAGCCAGAAGUAGUGAUCAUCCAUGAUGCUGUGAGACCGUUUGUUGAAGAAGAGAUCCUCCUUAAUGUUGUCACAGCUGCUAAGGAGCAUGGGGCAGCGGGAGCGAUUCGACCUCUUGUAUCUACUGUCAUCAGUCCAUCCGCUGAUGGUUGUUUAGACCACUCACUAGAACGUGCCAGACACAGAGCAAGUGAAAUGCCACAGGCCUUUUUAUUUGAUGUGAUAUAUGAAGCCUAUCAGCAGUGUAGUGACUAUGACUUGGAAUUUGGAACUGAGUGUUUGCAGUUGGCUCUAAAAUACUGUCAUAUUAAAGCCAAACUUGUAGAAGGAUCACCUGACCUCUGGAAGGUGACCUACAAACGAGAUCUGUAUGCGGCUGAAUCGAUUAUUAAGGAGAGAAUUUCACAAGAAGUUUGUAUAGUUAUGGACACAAAAGAAGAUAGAGGACGUGUAGGUCAUCUUCUUGAAGAAGUGCUAAAAAAUGAAUUAAAUCGUGUAAAAGUCACAUCUGGAGCUCUGUGUCAUGCUGGCAGAGAUCUUCAGCAAAUCAUCUUAGAGCAAUGCUACAGUUUCGUUUGUGUGAAUGUUAUGACCGCUGAUUUUCAAGAAACCCAGAAGUUACUGAGUAUGCUUGAAGAGAGUGAUCUUUCCAUUCUGUAUCCUGUUGUUGUUGUUUCAGUGCAUUUUCUUGAUUUUAAAUUAGUACCUCUCAGUCAGAAAAUGGAAAACCUAACACGGAUUGGGGAAUUAGCAAAGGAAGUGAGAAAAAGAAACAUUUUGUUAUUUGGCCUUCUCAUAUAUUACCCACAGGAUGAGCAGAAGCUGCAGGAGAGUUUAAGGCAAGGGGCCAUCAUUAUUUCUGCCUUAAUCAAAGAAAGAAAUUCUGGACUAGUUGGCCAACUACUGGUAGCAUGAAGAACACAGAAGGAAAAUUACCUAUUAGGCUUUUAAAGACAAUUGCUUAAGUAUCUCUGUUAUGCUUUAUUCUUCCCCUCUCCAAUUGUAUGUGGUGGGAUGUUUAAGUUGUCCUCUGUCUUCUUAUAAUUUGCAGAAUAUGAUGCUUAGAUUAUAAAAGUGGGUCAAUAUUUAUCUGUGGAAUAAAGAAUGCUUUUGUGUAUGUCAAGUAUAAAUUGCCUGAACUAGAAAAGAGUAGAUAAGUGGAAAAUAAUAGCCUUCACAUAUUCUUUUCACAAAGGCAUGAAAGUUCAAAUAGAAAUAAUGAUGGGUGAGCUAUUCCUUUAAGGAAUGAGAAUUUGGAAAACUUUAGCUGUUAUCUUAACUCUAGGUUAAUUAAUAAAUCACACUGUAGUGAAGCUAAUGGGUAAGCUUUAGAAUUCUUAAUUCUAAAAUUGUCCUAUUACCACGUGAUAUUUUGUCUUAAGUUGGAAUUUUCCACACCUUAAAAAAAGGGGGGGGGGAAUAACAGGGAAUGAAACUUUUUGUUUCAAAUAUCUUCACUAUUUGCCUCAUGUUGUCUUAGACCCUAAAGGAGGUGUGAUCGGCUUUUCUAUUAAAUUGUAUGUUUUCUUUGAUUUACAAAAUAUAAUUUUGCCUCACAAUAUGUUAAAGGAUCUCUGAUUUUUCUGUAUAAGUUUAAAAGAAGUCUGGAAAGCUUUAUAAAAGUUACUCUGGUCAAUUGCUUGUUACUUGUAAUCUGUAAGGCAGGGAACCCACUGCACGUCACUGAGUUAAAUUAGGUAUUAUUUUCAUACAGAUGCUGCUGCCUUUUAAAAUCAAGUUCUUAUUCUUACCAAUUUCCAUUGGAUGAUAUAUACAUCUUAAAUGUUGAUAUUUUUCCUUAUAAUACAUUUUGCAAUUACAUGUGUCUAGUCAUUAGAGAUGCCUUUUAUUCUAUACAUAUAUUUGUUUUAUAAAAACAGAUUAGAUCAGAUUAUUCUACGGCUUAGGCUGCAUGUGGAAACUACAAAAGUUGCGUAAAGUGUUUUUAGUUAAAGAUAGACUAUAAAAUAUCUUCCUUGUGGAAUUUCUUUUUAGCAUGUUGGAUGACUUUUCCCGUAUUUCUGAAGUAUCUAUAUAGUAGAAGAUUUUAUAUUUUACAUGUAAGUAGUAGUGAGUAGAAUGUAAUGAGCAUGGAAUAAUUAUUACAAUUUAUUCUCCUGAAUGAAAUGUGUUGUUUGAAUGUAGGCUUGGGUCUAAAUUCCUGCACUUGCCACUUUUUUCCUUUCUCUAGGGAUGUUAAGAAACAUAAACUGUCAUUAAUCCAAAUUCUUGAGGAUGGAAAUAUGUGGGCAAUGUGUAGAUUUUGGUUAGAAUGUCUGUGUCCCUGUUAAAGUGGCUGGUCAUGUGGUGAAGGUGUAGCUGCGAAGUGCACACCUGCACCUGUUGAAGUCUUCAGGUAAAUGUUUUAAUACUUUGAAUGUGCUCAUAAAGGCAGAAGGGGUAAUAUUAUCAAGACUUUAAAGGGAGGAUGAGUGCCUUUAAGUAGAAAGCAAGAAAGUGGGUAUAUCUGUGGCACAGCAAAAUUAUUCCACUCAUUGGGGUGCUGGCUGAGUUAGCCUAGAUUUCAACUUAGGAAAGGAAUAUUACAGUGGACAAGAAUUUAUUCCAGAGCAAUUAGUAUGACUUUACCCUGGGUAAUUGGAAACAUUCAGUGUAAUUAGGUUUAAUUAAUGGAAUAUUAAAUCGUGCCUGAAAUAAUAACAUUUGGUCCUUUACAGUUUACAAAAUGAUUCACAGCACUGAAGAUGUAAAAUAAAACAAAACAAAAAACUCUCCACAUCCUUUACUCUUUACAGGAGGAAAUUGGGGCUCAGGGACCUUAAUUACUUUGCCCACAGUCGUGUGACUGUGUAGUAACAAGAGGCAGGGCUCAAACUCAGGAAAACUUGUAAGUUUUAAGCUCAUAUCCCUGUAUAACAACAGCUCCCGGCAAAGACAUCCAAAAGAGAGAUAUAAACCAGAGCCUCUGAAUAAGCAUUAGAGGAAUGGACAAGGAGAGUGGAACAAAUCUGUCCCAUGACCAGAUGAAAGUCCUGGAGCUUUUGGCUUGUCAGCCCCCUUUCCAUUGUACAGACAUUGGAGCUAGGGGUUAAGGGAAUGGAGAGAAUUAUUGUUUGUUAAAAGAUCCAGAGGCUACUCUACAGUUAUAUUUUUAUCACUGCUUCUGUAAAUUUAAUUACUUUAGUAAAAGCUGUUCACUUUCACUUUACUUUCCAAAAUUCCUUAAAAAAUAAGUCAUUAUGCCUCAGGGUAGCUGAAAUUGCCUCUACCUGUGGGAAUUUUUGUGGAAAGACUUUUCUUCCCCCCUAAAUUUACUCUUUAUUUAAAUGUGAUUCACAGUUGUUUUAGAAAUUCAACACAGUGUGAGCAAUGGUUUGAUUAAUGACAUAUUGGUAAGAGGUAGUUUUUUUUUCAUAAAAGUACCCAAUUUAAGAGAUGACUUGUUGCAAGUGUGCUCAUCUACAGAUAAGAGCCAGACAGCUGUAUUCCGUCAGAGCUGUUGUUACUGUGGUCCCUUUAAGUGUUUUGCGUUACUUUAACAGGAAAACUCUUUUCCCACACUAAUUUAUUAUAAAUAUCAAAUUUUCUUUAUUUAUAUAUAUAUAUAU